Molecule: messenger RNA, 2536 nt
Organism: Cuscuta europaea
Lineage: Eukaryota; Viridiplantae; Streptophyta; Magnoliopsida; Solanales; Convolvulaceae
Source: the annotation of a GenBank genome assembly
GUUGGCUCAUCCUUCCAAUGCCCAUCGUCCUCUAUCACUCCGACACUGUCACGCCCGGUCGCCGGUCACCGGUAACCGCCCUUAUCCUCCACCCACAAUUUUCAAUGCCCAGACCAUAAAUCUCAUCUGAAAACAAAAACGUGAAGUGAAUAGGGAAUUUUACUGAGUAUUUGCUCAUAUUCCCUAAUUCCUACUAUUGACAAUGAUAUUCCGGCGAUCAGUUGUUAAACUACUCGGGGGACUCGGGAAAUCGUCAUAUAUUGCGUUAUUUCUGGGGAAAAGUAAAAAAGCUCCCAUCUUCCCAUCUAAUGCAGUUCUCCAGUCUAUUAGGCAACAAGGUUACGGAGGUGAUAGUUGGCAACAAUUCAAAUGGAUAUUUCUAUUUGGACAAGCUGCAAUCAUACUGGGAGGGCAAUCUACUUUUGCGAUGGCUGAAGAUGUGUCAACUCCUCUACGUUCCAAAGAGGCAGAUGAGGUUACAGUAGCUGGAUUGCAAAAAAUUGAGGAUGGUUCUAUCACAUCAAAUGUUCACACUCAAAAGUGGAGAGUCUUCACAGAUUCUGGGAGGGAUUUAUUCUUACAGGGAAAGUUGGAGGACGCCGAGAAACUUUUCCUUGCUGCUAUUGAAGAAGCCAAAGAAGGUUUUGGGGAAAGGGAUUCACAUGUAGCAUCUGCUUGCAAUAAUCUGGCAGAGCUGUAUAGAGUAAAAAAGGAAUUUGGCAAAGCAGAACCACUCUAUCUGGAGGCAAUCAGUAUUCUCGAGGAGUCAUUUGGACAAGAUGACAUACGGGUUGGGGCAGCCCUUCACAAUUUAGGCCAAUUCUACCUUGUGCAACGAAAUUUGAAUCAAGCCCGUGUUAGCUAUGAGCGCUCUUUAAAGAUAAAGAGGCGGGUCUUGGGGGAAGCUCACCCUGACUAUGCUGAUACAAUGUAUCAUCUUGGAACUGUUCUGCGCAUCCAAGGGAAAGAGGACUCUGAGGAUCUUGUUUUGGAAUCUAUUCGAAUUCUAGAGGAAGGUGAUCAAAGUGAAUCUAUCAUAUGCGCCAAGAGGAUGUGGCAUCUUGCUGAGAUGUAUUUGAAGUCCAACCGAAUUGCUGAGGCAGUGAACUUACAGAGAAAGAUCUUGCAUACUAUGGAACUGUCAAAGGGAUGGGGUUCACUUGACACCAUAGCUGCUGCAGAACGCCUUGCCCUAUCUCUUCAGAAUUUGGGGAGCUUAACUGAUGCUCAGAAGCUUCUAGAAAGAUGUCUUGAUGCUCGGAAAGCUCUACACUCUGAAGAUCACAUUGAGGUUGCAUGCAAUAUGCUUCACAUUGCUAGACUGAAGAUGCUCAGCUCCAACAAACUAAGGAAGACAAAUAUUUAUCAAGCAACCACUGAGCUUGAUAUGGCAAAGGAUCUUUUAAGCAAGUCAAUAAGGGUAGCUCGAGAAUUUCUAUCUCAACCACCAAAAGGGAUAGGACACCAGAAGUCCUUUGGAGUACCCAGGCAAACUGGAAGAGACAGACAAAUGGCGCUAAUGGUCCUGUUGCAAUCACUUAAUGCUCUUGCUCAGUUGGAGGUUACAAAGGUGGAACUUCAGGAAUCAAAGGUGGAUGGUUGUGUUAUUAGAGAAGCUGAGAGUGCUCUUCGUCAAUGCAUUUCUGCUUUCAGGGAGUAUGAGGGAGAGAAAUCAGCGAGUGAUAUGGUGCCUCAAGUCAAAGCAGAGUAUCUAUCAUGCUUGACGUAUCUGUGUAGCAUAAUAAACGGCAAUGGCAAAACUCAACAGAUCACUGAUCAUCAAUCCAGAAAAGCAGAUCUACAAGAGCUAAAACAUGAAAUUAAGCGGGUUGAAGGAGAACUCAGCCGAAGAAAGAUAUAGAGAAGCAUGAUUUAAAAUGGUUAAUAUUAUUUGUUCUUUAUAUUACAUACCCUUGAAUAAAUAAAUGAUUGGAUACACGCACACAUAUAUAUGGAGUAUUGAGAGCUUCAAACCAUAAUGGCAGCCUGUUCCCCCCUCAUGGGGUUUAGUUUUUCCGCCGCUCUGUGCAUUUUUAAGAUUCAAUUUUCUGUUUUUGGUGUUGUGAUUUUGGCAAGAAGCAGCACAGGAGGAAGUGUGCCACACAAUGUUUGCAGAUUUGGGAAGAUUGUAUGGAAAGAUGGUCUAUGAUGAUGAAGAUGAAAGUCUUGUUAUUAUACACAUUGUACAAAAAUGUUCGCAAAGCGAGUGUUGCUGGGCCUAGGCUGGGCAGGACCGUCUAGGUUACUAUUCCACUGGAGGUACGGCGAUUAUGGGGCCAAUUUUACCGGAAUCACCAAGUUAGAGGAUGACAUGAAGGAGUGUGGUUAGCGGCUUUGGUGAUCCGUCAAGGAGUGAAGCUUAAUCAGAAUACUAUGUCUAGUAUCUGCUGUAAUUUUUUGGCCUGAUUGUAGUCUUGUUUAUUCUUAGGAAUUUACUAUUAACCAUUUCCCAUAUGUGCGUGUCUAAUGUGUAUAGUGCAGUUCGAGUAAGAAAAGCGUUUACAAAAGGAAUGUGGAACCUUUACUUUUAACUAGG